AAUGAUUUUAUUGUGACGUCAAAGUCAUUGUGAUGUCAUGACGGAACAAAUUAUUUGAUGUCAAAACAUAGACCUAAGGUACAUGAAAUUUAGGUCUAUGGUGUAAACAAAAUGUCAAAAUUCUUAAGCUUAUUUGGAGGAGCAAAAGUCAAAACUGUAGGUACUCAAGCUAUUUUGACUGAUUAUGGUCAAAUGUUAAAUUGUCUGCUGGAAUUGACAAAAUGCAACAAUGCGCUUCAAAACCUGUACCAGUCUAUACGGAAAAAUAUAAUGUACAGCAAAGAAAAACUCCAGUACUCGGAGGACUUGAUAGACAUGAUCGCAGAACAGUUUGGAGGUGUGGACGAAUUGCUGGGACGUGUAAGUGAAAGUCUCCGUGUCGAGGAAGACGCAUUGCGACGAAAGAAGGAGUUGUUGAGAAAGAUGAAAGAAGACGUCGCUGAUUCCAAAUUCCGCCUCUUGUCAAUGAAAAAGCCAGAACUGGAAAAGUACACGAAAUUAGCCGAGGACCGAGGUGCUCCGAGCAUUUCCGGAUUUGUCCGCGAGGACCGAGAACAACUAGAACAGAGGCUUGCUAUCGCCAAGAUUGCUGUAAAUGAUUACAUUGAACGAAACUUCGACGACCAAGAGGCAUAUAAUGAUUCGAAGCUUUACAGGGAAUCUUUAGAGCAGAAACACAACAAUCACAUGCUAGUGAUCCUGAAUGAGUUUGGAUCCCUGAAAAAGAAGCGAACUUUCCUUCUGAGAAAUCCAAUGUUUAACGACAAUGAAGGGAAGAAAGACCUGCUGAAUUUGUUUAGAGUAUCCAAAGAAGAAUUAGAAGCAACCAAAAAGGAAUACACAUCAUUGAGAGAAACGAAAGAGGCAUUAACUGAGCGGAUCAGAGAGCAGCGACUCCACAAGUCCUCAACAGCAGACUCCAACCAAGAGAUUCUGAUGAAGAUUCUGGGUAAAAAAGAUGUAUCCAUGAAGUUAAACCUCCCGUACAAAGUCAUUGACCAGCGGGAAGUAGGACUGAAUCUUAUAACAUCUAUGUAAAUAAAUGGAAUGUACCUCUACUAGGACUGAAUCUUAUAACAUCCAUGUAAAUAAAUGGAAUGUACCUCUACUAGGACUGAAUCUUAUAACAUCUAUAUGACUAAAUGGAAUGAAUCUCUAGGACUCAAUCUUAAAAUGUCAGUAUGAAUAAAUGCAAUGCA
Saccostrea cuccullata (small rock oyster) is the source of this 1199-nucleotide messenger RNA. RefSeq lists its product as uncharacterized. The record is from RefSeq and is a predicted model, not a curated record. Bases 112 to 1038 code for a protein of 308 amino acids. Lineage: Eukaryota; Metazoa; Mollusca; Bivalvia; Ostreida; Ostreidae. The transcript is spliced from 6 exons.